ACGUCUUGUCAUUUUUAUUGGUUGUUGUGUUUGUGUUUAAGUAAAACUGUUAACUUUUGCCGAAGCCUGAACUUUAAUCGUUCUUUGCAUUCAUAGUAUAAAAACGAUUAUCCAUAUAAGUUUAUUGUAAUAUUUAUAUUUAAUUUAAUUACAAAAUAAAUAGUUAAAAUUAAUUCCAAGAUUAUAAAUGGAGGCCAUAUCACAAUCUGCCGACUUAACCUACCAACAAGCCGAUCCGACUAUGCAAGCGGAUCAGCCGAUGGACACCGAUAAAUUACCAAUCCAGCAACCAAUUCAACCACCAGAAAUGAUUGGACCUCAGAGCGGUAAACACGAAGAAUUUUCGGUAGAGAAAGUUUUAGAUCGGAGAAUAAAAAACGGAAAAGUGGAAUAUUUGCUCAAGUGGAAAGGUUAUUCAAAUGAAGAUAAUACUUGGGAACCCGAAGAUAAUCUGGAUUGCCCGGACUUAAUAUCAGCAUAUGAAGAGGCUCGCUUAAAGAGGGAAAGAGAGGUAGCUGCACCUCCAGAGGUUGAGGAAGGACAUUCAACCCGCAAACGAGCAAAGAGGGGAGAUAAGAAAAAAAAAAUUGAGGAAAUAGAGAAACCUAGAGGCUUGGCGAGAGGGCUUCAACCUGAAAAAAUUCUUGCAGGACAACUUUUCCACGGCACACUAUAUUUUUUAGUAAAAUGGCGAGACUGUACAGAAAUGGAUGUUGUCCCAGGACACGAGUUAGGACAAUCUUUCCCAGACUUUGUGAUAAAUUACUAUGAACAGUGUGCACCAUUCAGCGUGAGACAUGCUGUGGGAAGAGUGCCAAGAAUCGCCCCGGAACUGCCACCACUGGAAACGUCACAGAUAAAUACAGAAACUGCAAUGGAAGUGAGCCAGGAAGACGCUUCCAACCUUACACAGACAGAUGACGCACCAGUUGAGAUGCCACAAACAGAACCACAACCACCCAUUGCAGAACCUGAAAGCCAAUCCAUAGAGGUGCCAGUCAACUGACUCGCAUUUUACAAUGCCAAUAGUAUGGAGCGCAGAUGUAAGGAGGGCUAUCUUAUAUGGGGUUAAGCUGAAUAUGUGUCCAGUUGCAAGCAAUAGUUCAAAAACCAUCCAGAAUGGCGCUAGCGUAAAUGUAGGUUGUGGUAUGAGUGUAGCAGUUGUAAAUGAAUUGUAGUGUGCCAAGUUUAUAAAUUUAAUAUUUGUGGCGACUUAGUAGUUAGUGACAAUACAGUAUAUAAAACUUUCAACUAUUUACAUAGCCCAAAAUAUUUUUGUAAGCAUAACCUAAUUUAACUGCUGCGAGAAAACAUAGUGUAUUAAUUUUUGUGAACUUAAAAUAUGUUUAGUGAUUUUUUUUGUGAUAACUGUUAUAAUUUUUUAAAAUAAUAGAACAAUAAUAAUUUUCUUGUUUAUCUAUCCUACUCUAUUAAUAAAUAAUUUAACACAUUUUGGCGGACACUUUUUCAUACACAGAGAUAGUCCUCCUUUUUUUCUUCUGGCUUCUUUGGGGGGGGGGGAGAACCGGGUUAUGUGGAAUUUUUACCCACUAAGACCACUGCAAUGGCUGUUGUCUGUACGGAUCGGAGACGCUGCGGGAUCGUGUUGAUACAACGCAUCCGCGGGCCCUCCUGUGCUGAGCGGUCCUCAGGGGGACGCCGACGUCGUCUCCGUUGAGCAGGAUCGGCACUUUACCGUUCCCGCUCCGCCGUCUUCUGAACCAUGACGGUCUCACAGAAGUAGACUACGGCCCUCCACGUCGAUUCCCUGCGGAGCAUCGCCGACACGAUUGCUCGCAGGGAGAGGUCAUGUCCGACUUCGAGAGAUAGUCCUCCUUACCACAACCGUGCAUACCAAAAAGUAAAGACUAUUGACAUUUAAUCGUGUAUUUAAUUGGUGGUUUAUGUAACCCUUAAAUUAUUAUUAACGGUUACAAUUUUGGUAUUCUUUCAUGAGUUUUGAAGGUAAUUUAUCGCACUUAUUAAAAUAACUUGCAAACAAUUAUCUAAAAUAAACAGAUAUAUUACUAACGUAUCAUUUGAGAAGUUUUUUGAGUAGUAUGACGUCAUUACGACGUCAUACUACGACUAAUAGCAAAACGUCGUCGUCGUAAUGACGUUAGCAGAAUCGAAGAUAAUAAUAAAGAAAUGAAAUGUCGUCGUAUCGUAGACAGAGAAACAAAUUGACCAGGGGGCCGUGAAUCCGCGAUUGAGAUAGAGAUAGUUUGUCAAUGUGUGCGUAUAAUGUUGCCAUAGUAACUGCAUUUCCUGUUUUGUUAGAUAAAUAAUUUUCAGGAUUUAAUUAAAACAAAAUAAGGUUAUUAAAUUUUUCUUUUUAAUAUUUAUUAUACAUUUUUUUUAAUUAAAAUAUUUUUUUGUUUUUCUACUACACCCAAAAACCGUUGCAUUGUUUGUUUUUGUUUCCGUUAUCAAUAGUACUUCAGCAUCUUUUUAUGGUACUGGAUUAGUAUUCUCCUCAGAUGUUGAAAUCUAAAACAUUCAAUUAACCUAUUAAUAAAGAAUGGUUUUCACAUAUAUUUCUAUGUUAACUUCUUGACUCGGAAUCUAAUAAUAUUAUAAAUUCAUGAAGAAUGUUGAAUAGUGUUCUCGUUAGGAAAUUAUAAAUAGGAGAACGAAUUAAUUAAAAUAACAUAUUUACAUAUAACGAAGCACUUUAGGUUAUUAUUGGACUCCGUAUUUAUUUGUUUACAUUGUCGACGAGUCGAUAUUUUUUAUCGAAAAUCGUGACAUUUUUUUUAGCUGACGCUGGCAGCACUUACAUGAUAAAUAAUUAUAGGUUAUGAAAAAUAUAAACUGGAAAAUCCUAUUAUCUUAAGGAUUUUAAUGCAAUAUAAGGUUCUGUCAUGCUAUGGCAUAAAUAAACUUCACUGAGAAACUAUAUUUAGGGACAAAAUAGUCGUACUUACGCGUAAAAAAACAUGCCGGCAGUUUUCUUCUUGCUGUCGCUUUAACAUGAAAUAAUACGACAAUGCACCAUUGUAUAACCAUCGAUAUGAUAUGAGGAUUGUUUCUCGGCCUUUUCACUGGAUUAGAAUCGUUUUCUAACAUAAAAAUAAGCGAAAAUUGAACAAAAAACACAACGAACGCACCAACUGUCAAGUUUGUCUCGCUACUCAAGUAGCAAAACAAACACCAAAACUGGUUACGCGAUAAGGGACAAAAGAUUUGAUAAUUCUAUCUCUGUCUAAACCAUUUGUUACGUCAUUUUCGUUCUCUUUCUUGUGUAAGUGAGAAGGAAAUCGUCUAUUAGUUUCUCUGUCUACGCGUCGUAUGAACACACAAAGUGUAGCAAUUAUGACAAUAAAAAAUAAAACAUCUCUUUGAACACUUGAAAUUUAUUUGUCUAUUUCUAUUUAAAAAUAGAAAAUAUUUUUUGUUUCAAGUGACAUAUCCAAACAGAUUAUAAAAUGCAGACGGCGACAUCGUAGACAAAGAAGUAAAACUGAAAUACAAAAUAAAUAUGUUUUAACUUUUCA
Molecule: messenger RNA, 3497 nt
Organism: Nymphalis io (European peacock)
Lineage: Eukaryota; Metazoa; Arthropoda; Insecta; Lepidoptera; Nymphalidae
Product: chromobox protein homolog 1-like
Exons: 7
Coding region: 188-1006 (272 amino acids)
Biological process (GO): chromatin organization; negative regulation of transcription by RNA polymerase II
Cellular component (GO): nucleus; pericentric heterochromatin
Molecular function (GO): chromatin binding
Source: RefSeq, a predicted model, not a curated record